AUGCCGUCUGCCGUCGUCAUUCUUGCCGAGGGAGCCGAAGAGAUGGAGGCUGUCAUUACCAUCGAUGUUUUGCGGAGGGGUGGAGUUAAUGUAACUGUUGCAGGACUUGCCGGAGCUGGUGAAGUGAAAUGCAGCCGGGAUGUUGUUAUUAAGCCAGACACAAGUCUUGAUGCUGUAUCCAGUCAGUAUGAUGCAGUUAUAAUACCUGGUGGUCUGAAAGGAUCCCAGUUAAUUGGAGAGUCUCCUGUUGCAAAGACUCUUCUCCAGGAACAAGAGAAACGAGGAGCAUACAUUGCUGCUAUUUGUGCAGGUCCAAAAGCUUUGAUGAGUCAUGGUAUUUUUAAGGGCAAAAAUCUGACAUCUUACCCAGCUUUUAAGGAAGAUCUCUCUUCAGGCGGCUAUCAAUACAGUGAACAAAGAGUUGUGGUAGAUGACAAAUUGAUUACAAGCCGUGGACCUGGAACUGCCUUUGAAUUUGCUUUGGCCAUUGUCAGUGCUUUGGCUGGCAAGGAAAAAGCCGAUUCUCUUGUGGCUCCAAUGCUUAUAAAAAAUGUGAAUCCAUUUUUCCAAUCAUUUUUUUUUCUCCUUCAAAAGAAAAGUAAAAUCUUGUUUUGGAGAGUUUUCCAGAAUAAACCAGAAUCCUUCAAGUACAACUGGUGCUAUUAA
This is a messenger RNA of Acanthosepion pharaonis, 666 nucleotides long. NCBI's taxonomy places the organism in Eukaryota, Metazoa, Mollusca, Cephalopoda, Sepiida, Sepiidae. The record is from the annotation of a GenBank genome assembly.